This is a messenger RNA of Haliotis rufescens (red abalone), 1655 nucleotides long. RefSeq names its product meiotic recombination protein DMC1/LIM15 homolog. The transcript has 14 exons. Gene Ontology annotation, biological process: mitotic recombination; reciprocal meiotic recombination; DNA recombinase assembly. Gene Ontology annotation, molecular function: double-stranded DNA binding; ATP binding; single-stranded DNA binding. The record is from RefSeq and is a predicted model, not a curated record. Lineage: Eukaryota; Metazoa; Mollusca; Gastropoda; Lepetellida; Haliotidae. Gene Ontology annotation, cellular component: condensed nuclear chromosome; nucleus. Bases 66 to 1088 code for a protein of 340 amino acids.
GUGAUCACGUGAUCACAACAGAGCAGACGACGUUUUCCGAAAGCGACAACGGGAACUCAUAGAGGAUGGAAGCUCAAGAUCAAGUAGUGGAAGAAGAAGUUGCUUCAGAUGAGGAGGAAUCUAUAUUUCUUGAUAUUGAUCAGCUGCAGAAUCAUGGCAUAAAUGUCGCUGAUAUCAAGAAACUAAAACAAGCAGGAAUAUGCACAAUCAAGGGUAUUCAAAUGACGACAAGAAAGAAACUGUGUACCAUCAAAGGUAUAUCAGAAGCAAAGAUGGAAAAAAUCAAAGAGGCAGCUGCAAAGCUUGUGGAUCCAGGAUUUCUCACAGCUUUACAGUAUGCUGACAAACGAAAAGAAGUGUUCAAGGUUUCAACAGGGAGUCAAGAGUUAGAUAAACUGCUAGGAGGAGGAGUAGAAAGUAUGGCAAUCACAGAAGCCUUUGGAGAGUUCAGAACAGGGAAAACACAGAUUUCACAUACUCUGUGUGUAACAUCUCAGCUACCAGGAGCCAAAGGUUAUUGUGGAGGAAAAGUUGUCUUCAUUGACACAGAAAACACUUUUCGACCUGACAGAUUACGGGACAUUGCCGACAGAUUUAAUCUUGACCAGAGUGCUGUACUGGAUAAUGUUUUGUAUGCAAGGGCAUACACAAGUGAACACCAGUAUGAGCUCCUAGACUUUGUUGCGGCAAAAUUUUAUGAAGAGCCUGGUGUAUUCAAAUUGCUGAUAGUGGAUUCUAUAAUGGCACUGUUCCGAGUAGAUUUUAGUGGUAGAGGAGAACUAGCUGACAGACAGCAGAAACUGGCUCAACUCCUGUCUCGGCUGCAGAAAAUUGCAGAGGAGUAUAAUGUGGCAGUUUUUGUUACGAAUCAAAUGACAUCAGAUCCUGGAGCUGGCAUGUCGUUUCAAGCUGACCCAAAGAAACCAAUUGGUGGCCACAUUCUUGCUCAUGCAUCUACUGUCAGAAUAAGUCUUAGAAAAGGAAGAGCUGAAAAUAGGAUAGCCAAAAUAUAUGACAGUCCUGAUUUGCCGGAGAAUGAAGCAACAUUUGCAAUUAGUGGUGGAGGAAUCAUUGAUUCGAAAGAAUAGUCUGAAGGUUCUGCUGUGAAAUGAAUAGGCAAACACAUCAUCAUAUCCUGUAUGAAUGAACAAGAACACCACGUUAUGUAAUUAAAACUUAAAAAAAACAAAUAUUUACCAUUUACCAUGCUGUUCUGAGUAUGUGUAAUCUCAGUACUUCUCCCCUUACGGGCAUUUCAUGUUUUUAUUAAAUGCCCUUCAUCAGUCAAGAUGGCCUUGAGUAAUAGUCUCAGUUGUUCUCUUAAAUAUGAAAGGCAUAUUGUGCUAAGUCAGUCCCCAAAAUUUUCCACAAAGGAAAUAGUGAGUAAAUAUUGUUUUACGCUGCCUUUAGCAAUAUUCCAGCAAUAUCACGGCAAGGGACACCAGAAAUGGGCUUCACACAUUGUUAACAUUCUGGAAAUCGAACUCAGGUCUUUGGCAUGAAGAGCAAACACUUUAACCACUAGGUUACCCAACUACCCCACAAAGGAAAUAAUUCAUAUAUUUCUUCAUACAGAAUGUUACUCUUUUACUCUUGUUGAAACCCAUAAACAAAUAAACUGUUUCAUUAUGUACAUAAAUAUUUGAUUUAUCAUA